Clonostachys byssicola is the source of this 1602-nucleotide messenger RNA. The record is from the annotation of a GenBank genome assembly. NCBI's taxonomy places the organism in Eukaryota, Fungi, Ascomycota, Sordariomycetes, Hypocreales, Bionectriaceae.
AUGGCUCGCCUAGUAUAUUUGUUCCAAUAUGCCAACCUUCGAUGGAUUACUAACAGUUGCUCUAGUUGGAAUACAAGUCUGACGGCCGAUGAUGUCUCUCGCAGGUUGCCCGCCGAUGGCACUUGCUUUUACAUGGAAACACCUGUCUCGACCCCAUUCUUUGGCAUCUGGGACAAGUCGGCAGCGAGCAUGAGCAAUUCUGUUGCCUUCUUGCCUGCCAUAGGAUCAGCAACAGCCACACGAGACAGUAAUAAUGCCAGUUCCACCGGCCCUGAAGACGUCAACAACAAUGGCGGCUCAAAGAUGCCCGCAGACUUAAAAUACAUAGGUGGGCUCGCGUACCUGAUUGAAGCUACGGAGUCGUUGAACCGAAUAGCCACUUGCUUUCUUCACCAAAACGUCAACUUUGGCGACCAGCGCGAAAUCGCGGCUUGGUUAACGAGGUUCAAGGAACUAGAUCUUCGCCUAGUGCAUGCCGAGAGAACUGUUCAUGUCACUAACUCGCUCUGCGACGCAUUCAGUUGGAAGAUAUUCCUCCCCACUCGAUGGAAAGACCCAAACCGCGUUCCCAACACCUCUACGGGCCCCAAGUACCACGACCACGGCAUGACCCUCGCACACAUAACACACAACACCUCAAUAAUCAUCUUGCACUCUCUCAUUGCAUACUCUGUCCCCCGAUGGUACAAUCUUGUUCAGCUGCCCAGCUCCUCCAGCGCAGAGACCUGCCGGCUAGCUGCCAUCGAGACAACGAGUAUCGUAGGAAAGUAUCUAAGCUUUUGCCCGGAGGGGCUCAUAGUUGCCCCUCAACUUACUUUCUGCGUCUUUAUCAGCGGAAAAGCGUUGCUAGGCAAGAACCAUUCCUAUUGCUCAAAUAUCUUUGUAAUUUUACUAACAAAGUUAACAGCCCAUAGCCACUACUACAACGUGCUUCUUGCAGACGAGUUUUGGCACAUCAUCAAAAUCUUAGAGCAGAUGGCGCGACGUUGGGCAGGGCUCGUGCGUUACGAACCAAAGUCUUGCCAUAAUCUGGCUGGAAUGUACGCAGAACGGCUGCGUAUGCUUCAAUCACGAUGCGAAAAGGAUCCAAGUUUCAGAUUAGACGUGCUGGAUUAUUCCAGUGACUUAUUUUCUACCGACACACGAGUGGAUGCCAAUCCCGUUCCUUUUGAUAAUGGGCUUGAAAAUGGUGAUCAAACUAGAAGACGUCCGGCCGGCCAGCGCUCAGGGUCACUUGAAGGGAGAGAGGGAGCUAGGACCCCAGAGCGACUUGCUGUCAAUUGGAAUGAUCAGCCUUUUUUCAUGGACUCGCCAGAGCCGGUGCCGUGUGACAGCUCGAGUGUCCCGCCACGCACCAUCCUCGCACCCACGGCAGAAGCGCAGACCGAGAAGCAGAAUACGUCCCGUGAUAUAGAUAGCGGCCAGGUUGCCAUCUCGCAAGCCUUUAUGGAUCAAAGUUUUGCAGCCUUGGAUCGAGUGAUCGGUCUUGGGGACUCGCUUAUGGGGGAUAAUUAUAUGGCUGAGCAACUGUUCACGAUGCCAUUGGAGGACUGGAGUCCUGAGAAUAUCCACGGUGCAAAUGUCAGUGGAGGCGAUAAUUGA